AUGUACAAUCUGUCGUCGUUGAAGGCCUUCCACGUGGAAGGGAACCAGCUCCAUGACAGCAUUCCCGCCAACGUCGGCAGCAAGUUCCCCGCCAUGGAAGACUUCAGCCUUGCCAACAACAGGUUCACCAGACGCAUCCCUUCUUCCCUCUCAAAUCUCACCACUCUCACAAGCCUACAGCUCUCGAUCAACGAAUUCACUGGACUCGUGCCUCGCGAUAUCGGGAGGCUGGAGCAUCUUCAGAUCCUCUACUUGUCCCACAACCUGCUUGAGGCAGCCGACACGGAGAGCUGGGAUUUCGUCGCUUCGCUGGCGAACUGCAGCAACCUGCUGCAGCUGAGCCUCAGUGACAACUCCUUCAGUGGGCAGCUCCCCAGAUCGGUGGGUGAAGUGCCCAAUGGGGGUGUUUUCGGCAACUUGACUGCCAUAUCAAUAACUGGAAACAGCAAGCUGUGCGGUGGAAUGCCUCAGCUUCGCUUGGCUCCAUGCUCCACGCAUCCUCAAGGGCCGAAGAGUCAAGCGCCACCUACAGCAGUUACUCAGGAACACUUCCAAAGAGUUACGUAUCAGGCCUUGUUGAGGGGAACAGAUGGAUUUUCAGAAUCUAACUUGCUUGGCAAAGGAAGAUAUGGCUCGGUUUACAAAUGCAGUUUACAAGGUGAGGAUACACCAACACCAGUGGCUGUAAAGGUAUUUAACCUUCAGCAAUCAGGGUCUUCUAAGAGUUUCCAGACUGAAUGUGAGGCGCUGAGAAGGCCACCAGUUGUUCAUUGUGAUGUCAAGCCAAGCAACAUCCUCCUAGCAGAAGAUAUGAGUGCCCGAGUUGGAGACUUCGGUAUCUCAAGGAUCCUGUUUCAAAGUGCAAACAUAGCUGGGCAAAAUUCAAACAGCACCAUUGGGAUAAGAGGCUCCAUUGGUUACUCCAGCCUUGGGAUAUUGCUACUUGAGAUGUUUACGGGUAGGAGCCCGACAGACGAUAUGUUUACAGGAUCAUUAGAUCUUCACAAGUUCUCGGAGGCUGCUCUCCCUAACAAAAUCUUGGAGAUAGCUGAUCCAGCAAUAUGGGUGCAGAAUGAUGCCAGCGAUAAGGUCACAAGAAGCAGAGUUCAGGAAUCUCUUAUCUCUGUCAUUAGGAUUGGCAUAUCCUGCUCGAAGCAGCAACCCAGAGAGCGAAUGCCGAUACGAGAUGCAGCCGUUGAGAUGCAUGCAAUCAGAGAUGCAAACCUGAGGUUCGCCAGUUCUCUUGUAGUGGAACAUGCACCAACUAUUAGUAGUUACUACGUCUAA
Miscanthus lutarioriparius is the source of this 1287-nucleotide messenger RNA. The record is from the annotation of a GenBank genome assembly. NCBI's taxonomy places the organism in Eukaryota, Viridiplantae, Streptophyta, Magnoliopsida, Poales, Poaceae.